Molecule: messenger RNA, 1020 nt
Organism: Alternaria ventricosa
Lineage: Eukaryota; Fungi; Ascomycota; Dothideomycetes; Pleosporales; Pleosporaceae
Exons: 1
Coding region: 1-1020 (339 amino acids)
Source: RefSeq, a predicted model, not a curated record
AUGGCGGGUAUCUUACAAGCAAUAUUUGAGAGCUUUCUUCGGGCACGACAACGAGAGCUUGCUAACGAUGCGGCAAGUCUUGCCGCCGUUUCUCACACAUGGGCUUCACUUGCGGCGGAUUUUCGAAGAUCGAUCGAAGACGCUAGCACGACUGAAGCAAAGAUCACAGACACAGUUGAUCUAGAAAUGCGAUUCGGACUAGCACUCAUCGAACAGAGAAGUGAGCUGCAGAGUAAACAUGCAAUCGACCUCGAAGAGCAGGAGCGUCAGCACCGACGCGAUAACCAAAAUGCGCUUCAGAAACAGAAGCAGCAAUUUGACGAAGAGCUAGACAGCGCUCUUCAGACACAGAAACAAGAGCUAGAGCAGACUCAGAAAGAGCUCCAAGAGGACAAAGAUGUUGCCGAAUCUGCACUCAUAAAAGAGAGACAAGAUAGGUACUUCAUCCAGCAGACGUUACUCCACAAAAUCACAAAGGCUAGCCGCUAUUUCGGCUUUGAGAUGCCGGAAGAUUUCGACUUCAUCGACAAGGUAGACAUGGCCUUUCAGCUAGGGAAGCUGAACGCCUCCAGAGUUUGUCGACGAGCGUUUGACGAGUUGUCGGAGCGUCUCAACGUGCGUCUAGAACAGUGGCCGUCGAAUGAGGAGAUCUUCUUCCAAGAGCAUACCGAUGAAUAUAUGGCACUCCUCACUAGCCAGGUGGACAGAUUAGUCCAAGCCUGCGACGAUAGAAUCGGCACAGAACAGUGCCGUACUACCGACGUCCGACGCGCAUCGCUGAUCUCGAAGAUAGAGGUCACAGAGCAGGCCAGUAACGCCAUCGGGGAUCUGAGAGCGCAGUUAGCAGCGAAGGACAAGUUGUGGGGUCAGGUCGUGACAAGUUUAGAGGCGUGCUUGGUCGCGAAAGACCAACAGAUCGAUGCCCUGACAGAACGUCUCAGAUUGCAGACGCAGAUGCUAGACGAGACACACGCCCUACUGAAGCAGAUUGCAGGCGCAGCCGCAGAGUCAGUAGAGUAG